UAAUCAAUGUCAUAAACCAAUAUUUUUUAAUCGAACGGUUUAUUUUUUGUACGUUUUUUCUUCUUUGCUUUAUUAUGUCGAUGUUUAAAUCUGUAAAAGUGAGAUAUCCUAGAUUAAAAAAGAGAACAGCAGAACAGAAACCGGUAGGCACUCCUGAACCAAGACGAACAACAAUGUACGACGUUGUGCUGGAUAACUUUAAACUUGCUUCUAGAAGAACGUUUUUACACAGAGUAAUAUACAUAGGGGAACACAAUUUCAUUACACCCGAUUUAUUAACGAGUGUUUUUUCGGAAACAGUAAACAAAGCAAAUCGUAACGACCGCCUUAUAGAAAAAAUAACAGGUUUAUUGAUUCGAUACCCUAAACAUUUUAUACACUUAUUAGAAGGAGACGAGGAUGUAAUAUACAGUCAAAUAGGUUACUUAUUAAUUACCAAAGCAUAUAAAAAAUAUUUGGGAAAUAUGAAAUUAGUAACCAACAUAUCUCAUGUUCAUUCUAGAUACGCGAAUGACUGGCUAAGUGUUAGUGGGCUUACGCCACACUUACUAGAAUCAUUAGAUCCUGAUGCACCAAUAGAUAUAUAUGGACACUAUACAAUUAUAUUAGUUACUAAAAUAUACAAAGUUCUUAAAAGAAUAAAUAAAACCUUGUGCGGAUCUAUAUGUGAUGGUACAAUAGAAUCUGGGCACUCAGAACAUUCGUUAAAAUCAUCCGUUGAACAAGAAUCGUCUUACACCAACCAAUCUACAAGAUUAUCAAUUGGUAUGUCAUCCUUGUAUAAAGCAAGCAUUAGUGCAAUUACUUCGCUGAGCGGAUUUAGAAGUGCAUAUUAUGAACCCCUUUUGUUACGUUUGCCGGAGUUGGAGUUGGUUAAUUUUAUUCUAGGAAGCAACUAUGUGAUGAACAUUGUAGAUUAUUUUAAUCUUUAUGGAGUCGUUCCCCAAAGAGAUAUCUACAAGGACAAAAUUUGGCCAAUUGCAGCUGAUUUCAUUCCCUAUGACGUCUUUUCACCGAUCUUUAACAUGCCCACGUCGUUUCCCAAAACAAAUGCUGUACAAACUGAGCCUACUGACCCUGAGCAGGACAUCGAUCCCACUCCUAUACUAAGAGAAGCUGUCCUGUUUCAAGAUUUUUGAACAAAUUACUGAGUCAUGAGGAGGAAACUAACUAAUAGUUUUUUGUUAUAUCACUACAAUUAUUAAUAAUAAAUAACAAGAUUUA
Diabrotica virgifera virgifera (western corn rootworm) is the source of this 1224-nucleotide messenger RNA. RefSeq lists its product as uncharacterized. NCBI's taxonomy places the organism in Eukaryota, Metazoa, Arthropoda, Insecta, Coleoptera, Chrysomelidae. The coding region runs from base 75 to 1139 and encodes 354 amino acids. The transcript is spliced from 5 exons. The record is from RefSeq and is a predicted model, not a curated record.